AUAAAAAUUAUGAGGGUAAUAUUUGUGUAGGCCUACGUACAGAAACAAGUCACUCAAAGAAAUUGUUUUACUUGUCUUUUUCGCCAACGUGAAAAUAAGUAGCUUUGAGAUAAACGCUACAUACAAAUGGUAACAAAUAUUUUCGGAAAGCUAGAGCUGCGUCGCGUUACUUUGCCAUUCCAGUCUAUACAAUAAACUUUCUGUUUCUUUGAAAAAUUCCUCUAAGGCACAUUCUUCUCUCUGCGAUCCGAUCGAGUCUUGUUUGUACUGUUUAGGUGGUGGCGUUCCUCUCUCCCCGACUAUUGUCUGAUAAUGUUCGUUGAAUAUUUCACACUGCUGCUCAAUAACAAUAUUCAAAGUUUGCGUUACUUUUACCGUCGAACAAUAGGCUUCGUUCAAAAUAUUAGCGAUGAAAGAAGCAGUGAUUUCUACUGGUUAGAAGCCACAAUUCAAAUCUUUUAGAAACAAACGUGAUCCUGUCUAGUUGAAACUAUCAUUUGGAUUCUAUGUGUCUCUGUAUAAACAUCUCAUCAAAAGAUCUUUUCUAGAAAUAUUGGCAAUAUUGGCAAACUUUGUAUAUUUAGCUGAAAUACGGGGAGUUAAUUAUACAGUCAGUGAUGUCUAAGUGUCUCUCUGUAGGAACUGUGGAGCGACACGUAUGAACAGAGGGAUGCGAAAUUCCUAGAUCUAUGUUUACACAGUGCUAUUUCAUUAAUAAUAACGAAGAUAGUCUUUCGAUUUCGCCUUAAUUGAAUAUAUUUUGAAUCGAAAUUUCAAAAUGUUAUAAAGCAAAAUAAGCACGAAUAAAGACAGGACCCCGAAGACACAGAAGUAAUCUAUUCACCCCAUUGUACCAAAUCUUCCCUUACCAAAAAACACCUUACAUCUCAACGAUACGCCUAACAAUUAAAAGCAUUAAUUAUAAUCAUGCCUUCGCGACAAUUCACCUGUACGAGCCACCCGCGUGCCACUCAUCCCUCGCCCUGGCUACAGUCCUUCACCCGUUGCUCGGCACAAUAAUGACAAGUGAACCCUCGAUGGUACGCAACGCGUAUCGGCGGAAUAUCCAAUAAACCAGGAUGAACAACCGCGCGUCCGUAGGUAACACGGGGCUCAAAGAGGCUGGAAAUAGCGGCGGCGUCCAGGGAAGAAAUCUUGCCGGUGGUUGGAUAUAAUCGGUACACACGAACCGCGAUCGGGGGCGGCACGUACGAUUACCUCGCCGGGAUCGGCACUGGCACGGUUAGCCGAGCUUCGAAGUCCUCUCUCUCUCCGUCAUCUUGAGUCCUUCGAGCGUGAACGGAAAUACCCAUCGGCGUGUACCGGAAGCUCACGGCAAAGUCCUCCACCCCUUUGCCCUCCGUUUUAGAAAAGGGAUCCCUGUAGCGAUUUCUGCGGUAGCGUGACAAGAGUAGCCAACACCGCGGAAAGAGGAGGAGGGGAGUAGGGUAAAAAAAAAAAGAAACGCGACGAGGGCAGGGGUUGGGAAAGGCCUGUGGAACGCGAAGGGAUGGAAGAGGAUGGCAGAUAAAAGGGUAGGAAGAGAAACCGGUCGGUCUAAGGGGGGUGGGUUCGAUUCGCUGGUGGCAGAACCGGAGAGGAGAACAGUGUGGUCGGAGGAGAGGGGUGACAUUAUAUUUGCGCAGAGCUGUCCGAUAGGGCGCAGUAUCGUCGCGACCGCCGUCGCGUGCACGUCGAUUUUUCGUGCUUUUACUACGUGUUUAGACCCGCGAGUGCGUCUGCACCGAGAACGUCGCUUUCACUCCUCGUUGGCCGUACCUUGGCCAGCUUACUCUACUAGUUCUCUCGUUCUUUCCCUCUCUCGUCUACUCUCUCUUUCUCUCUGUUUACCCGCCUCUGUUCGUCUAUAUCUGUACUCUUUUUUUUUUCACGGUGUCACCAAACGUUUCCAACGUUUAUACCACCCCCGGAUUCCCGAUUUUCUACCGUGCUCCGUUUCGCAUAACUACCGUGUCUCGCGAUCCGUGUUUAUCGCGAAUAACGAAAACAAAACAAAAAAAAAACAACAACACGGAGGAGUCCGCGAAGUGUCGACGGCCCGAAGAGUGAGUAGAAUAGUGUUGUUUUGCGUGAUCGUUGGUGUGGUUUCGUUCCUGCUUGCACUGCCUUGCGCGAAGGAUCUUCGUUUUCUACCCUUUAAAUUCUCGCACCACUUGCAUGGCCCACUCCCACGAGCCUCCCCUCCGAUCGAGUGACUUUCGAUUUUCACGCAACGCGACGCGAUCUCUCGCGCUAUUUGGAUGGAUAACGCCGUGACUGGAUCGACCUGGCCCACGAAUGAUUGCCGGUAAUUGCCGUGGGAUUGUCAGGUUCUCGUUGGAUCUCGAGUAUCGAGCGUUUCGACGGAGUAACAAGAUCGGUGGACUGAAUGCACUCGUUUCGCCACCGACGCCGUGAUAAUAGAGGGUGAAUCACCGUCCGAGCAAAUGCUAGGACCUUUGCCGAAUGCGCAAUAUUAGUUGACAUUCUCGCGUUGCGUGAAAAGUCACCGGAAUAGAGACCAAAACUGAUUUCGGAGCGCGGAGCCGCCGAUGGGACAGAACCAGGUAACAUGACGUUUACCCGAGACGUCUGCAGAGCAAGAACAUAGAGAUAGAGUCGGACAUAUUUGCUGGGAAGGAAUAUACAUUGCUAUCAAGUGAGAUUGUUGCGAGCAGUGCUCAAAUUAUGACGAACAGACAUUGUUGAUGACGUGUGCACUAAAUUUAAGAGGGUCAACGGAGGGCCCCGGGAAUCCUUGAAAGACAAUAGAAGGAACCCAAAGGAGAAGAGGAGAAGGUGAAAACUGUCCGUGUGAUCCUGCCGAAUAGAGGUCAAUGGAGCCAUCCUGAUGCAGGCUGCAAAACUACGUGGGGAUUACCCGUCGUUGUCGUCGGGCUGAUUUCAACGGUGAGCAGGUGGCGAUUCCACCUUCGGGUGGAAGCGCCGUUUUCAUCACCGCCAACGGCGAAUAGUACAGCCACUUCCGCUUCCUCCACCCCACGUGGCCGAACUAUUACCUGAUAAGAGCUGGAGAAGCGGCCGCAGCCGCAGCCGCCUCGGAGCUCUGAGGAGCUGGAGGAUCUGCACAAGUUAUUGCACUUCCCCGAGGAGGUGGCGCUCAGGUUGACGGAGACCGAAUACCAGCUGUUCUACCAGGUACCGCCCCAGGAGUACCUAAGGCACGUGGCACAAGAUCAGAACACGCAGAAACCAUCUGCCAGGCCACCCCCGUCGCCGAGUCACAGCUUCAGCACUCCCAGCACCGCCAACAGCUCGACCCAGACCGAGGAAGAGUCGAAUUGGCCUGUUCCCAACAUGUUUUCUUCCGUUCAGACACUCAUCAAUCGCUUUAACGAGGUGAGCUCAUGGGUCACCCAAACGAUACUAAACGGCGCGACGAUAGAAGAAAAACAGGCAGUGCUGUCCUGCCUUCUCCGAGUGGCUCAGACCUGUUGGAACAUUGGAAACUUUAACUCAGCCAUGGAAAUUGUUGCCGGCCUCAAGUCCAACAAGUUAAAGCCAUUUUGGCAUAGCGUGAACGAGCCCAUUCCAGUUUUGGAAAACCUCUCCUCCGCCCUGUUGUCUCCUGAAUAUGACUUCGCCCUCGCUCGCGCUUUAGCGAUGCCAGAAUGUCCUGUGAUACCGUUCUUCGGAGCCUUCCUGCGGGAAUUGCGGGAAGUCAUCGCUUCCGAGUCCAAGUCUCAGCAGGGCUGCAAGGACAAUCGGGAAUCCUCGCGCAGCAGAGAUACGGAUUCUGAAAACGUGUCGUCCUCGGGCCAUUCCACGAAGAUAACACUGGAUAGUAUCACGGAAUCGCCAUCGGAAUGUAACUCAAGAAAUAGUUCCUUGAAGAAACAGGAUAACACUCCUCUCCGUGAUACGAACUCCAUCCUCGAGAAAGUUGCCGAAUUUCAUAAGCAUCGACAUGCUCGAGGCAGAGAUGCCACAACUGGUUCGCUCCAUCGCACGCUGAGCAUCCAUACGACCGCAAUCGAGCAAACCUACAUGGCUGAAGAAUGCGACGAAAACGACUACCACCUUGAUCUCGAUUCCUACAAGCCGGUGCAGCCAAUCGCAAUCGACCAUGGGGUUGCGUUAUUUCCUGUUGCUGCUCCUCACUCCGGAAUGGAUCUGCAUCUUCUCCAGAUGCUGCACCAUGGAACAACCUUGGUGCAUUGGGACUCCGAAAGCGGUACUACGAGGACGGCCUUGGUAUUCGCGCGAAUAGAUCGUGCUUGUGGUACCUUCGUUUGGGAAAAGCCACCUUGGAGUCCCCUGAAGACUGCUCAGAUCGGCGGCGCAGCCUCCACGGAUUUCUCGCUAACUGCCAAUCCAGAGGAGGUGGUACCAGCCGGUUUAUCAACGAGAUAUGGGACUCAACAGUUGGAAUGCGCUUCCGUGACCCUGGAAGAAGGAGUUUUGGACCUAAGCCUGGUCAAGGAAGUGAUGAUCGGCUGCUGUGACCGCGACAGAGAAACCGAUCUCAGAAGCAUCUGCAAGAGGUACGGUCUACCUGGAUCCGACUCGUGCAUCGGCCUCAUGUACGGCUCAAGCCUGCCGGACAAUCGACUGAUCUUUAUCCUUUGCCCUCCUGCCCUUAGCAAAAUUUGGUACAUGGGUCUCUGUUGGAUAUUGCGAGGCCUGAAACGACAACAACAAUUAACGGACCGUAGGUCGCGGUGGUUGAAAGAAAAGUACCUUCAGCUUUAUUUCGAAGAAGCUUGCCUUGAGCCAAUGACUGCGGACGCUAUAAGAGCAUUCGGCGGUCGCGAUUGGUCGAUGACUGAAAACAUUGGGACACUUUCGCCAACGAGUAGCACCCUUCGUAAACGAACCAUUAACGUUAAGGGGAAAAAAACGAAAUCCAUUGGCAAUAUUCAUGCAUUAACAAAGGAUUUGAGCCUAAAACAGUACGACUCUUCAUCCUCGGAUGGAGCCUUGUCAGCGGCCCCUCUUCGGCAGAUUACGGGCAGCAGAGAAUCCUUGACGAAAAUUAUACCGGCAUCUCCACGGUCGAGCAGAGAUCGAGUUCCCCCUCGCAGCCCCUCCGCUACUGCUGAACGAAUUCUUAGCUCCAACUUGCCUUACUCCAGCUUUCAGAGCCUACUAUGCGUCACCAGAGAGAAGGACAAAAACGGAUCCGGAGUGUCGAGCGGAAUGGAAGCGCCGUGGCAAGUGAAGUCACGCACAACUUCUAUAAUGUACGAAACUCAGUUAAACUUCGUUGAGUUCGUCGCACUGUUCCGUUCGUUCAGCCUGAGAGCCCGAAAGGAUCUACGGGAUCUAUUCAGCCAACUAGCGAUCACUUGCCGCAGCCAGAGCGACGGUUCCUUGAGAGACUUCAAUAUACGUCCGCCGGUGUUGAGGCAAACCAGCGAUGCGACACCUCAAAGAAUCGGUCUCCUAACGAGAAACAACUCCAUCGACUGUCACGAGUACAAAACCAGUAGCAACCUUCAGAAAAAACAAGUUUUCGACGCAGUCGCUGCCGCUAGCAUCGUUAAUAAUUGUUCCGGCGUAGACACUUCUAAAUCGCAAGUGAUCACUCUGACGACGUUCACAAAAUUUUUGGAGUCACGACAACAGGAGAAAUUAACCGACGAUGAGAUUAAGACACUCGUUAAGCGACACGAACCGGACCCAGCACUACGUACACAAUGGUGUUUGUCUUUCGAGGGCUUUGCGAGGUACAUGAUGGACAAGGACAAUUAUGCUUUCCCAAACGAGUAUGCGACGCCGUCCGAGACUGAAAUGCAACAGCCAUUGUCCCAAUAUUACAUCGCCAGCUCGCACAACACCUAUUUAACUGGGCAUCAACUGAAGGGGGAAUCUUCAGUUCAGCUUUACUCCCAAGUACUGCAAACAGGAUGUAGAUGCGUAGAACUCGAUUGUUGGGAUGGCGAUGACGGGUCUCCUGUCAUCUAUCAUGGGCACACCUUCACUACCAAGAUACCGUUCCGUUCAGUCGUAGAAGCGAUUGAUAGAAGUGCUUUUGUAAGCUCCCCUUACCCCGUGAUUCUCUCCAUUGAGAAUCAUUGUUCGCAGACUCAACAAGCUCGAAUGGCACAAAUCUUCCAAUCGGUUUUCGGAGAGAAAUUAGUCACAAAAUUCCUGUUUGAGACCGAUUUCGGCGACGAUCCUCAGCUGCCAUCGCCAUCUCAGUUGCGCUAUAAAAUACUAAUCAAAAACAAGAAACUAGUGAUGGAUCCCACCGGCCCCCUAGCGCACCCUCCCUUGAGUCACCGCGGAAAAAUGCUGAUGUCCGAUCGUGCAUCGUCUAUGAAACAGAUGCGCACCGAUGUGAGCACUGCAUCGGUCGUUGAAUAUUUCAGCGAGGACGAUGACGACGAGGAAGACGACGACGAGGACGAUAAUAUCGAUGAUAACUCGAUCUCCAGUUACGAGAGGUACUUGGGCGGAAUGCAGGUGCCGCACGGUCGAUUAAAGUCGGAUUCUGCGGUCGAUGACAAGUCACAGAAGCAAAGCAGCCAAAUUGCCAAGGAACUAUCGGACCUGGUGAUAUACUUGCAGGCCAUUAAAUUCCGUGGAUUAAACACGACGCCGGGGAACGCUGCGACAGGAAAAGCGCGCCAUCAGCCGCACAUAGGACCCGUCCAGAGGCAUAGUAUCGCAGGAAUUGGAACCAACACCAUAGCUGGUGCUUCGGGAUCACCGCAGUCAUUAUCGACAUCAGCUUCGCUAGCCAGCGGUGGCAGCAACAUUGACAAUCUCUUCAGGUCCAAUCGCGGAGUACCUGCCUGCUUCCAGUGCUCCUCGUUAAAUGAAAGUACAGCCAAGAAAAUCUGUAGGAAACAGCCGUUGGGCGUUGUUGCUCACGCCGAGACCCAGUUAAUUCGAACCUAUCCAGCUGGAAUGCGUAUCGACUCCACGAACUUCAAUCCAGUAAUCUUCUGGGCCUUUGGCAUUCAAAUGGUGGCGCUAAAUUACCAAACCGACGAUGCUGGAUUGAACCUAAACGCUGCCAUGUUCGAGCAAAAUGGACAGUGCGGAUAUGUCAGGAAACCUUCGGUGAUGUGGGACAAGGGCCACAUGAUGUACAGACGCUUCAAUCCAUGGGACAAGGAGUUCGACGGGCUGCACUCGGCGCAUUUAACUCUGUCGAUAGUCUCUGGCCAGUACGUUUCCCCAACGAAUUUCGUCGCCAGCACCUACGUUGAGGUCGAGCUGGUCGGCAUACCGAUCGACUGUGCCAAGCAUAAAACAAAAGUAAUACAGAACAACGCCCUGAAUCCGAUCUGGAACGAAAAAUUCUGCUUCCAAGUGAUGUUCAAAGACCUCGUAUUUCUGCGCUUCGGUAUCGUCGAGGCGAGCUCCCACCAUUUGAUCGCUCAAAGAGUCAUCCCUCUGAAAUGCCUGAGGCCCGGCUACAGGCACGUUCGUUUACGUUCUUGCAAAAACAAACCGUUAGCUCUGUCAACCCUCUUCAUUUACUCUCGUUUGGAAGAGGAAAGCCUCGACUACAACACUUGCUGUCGCGACCGCAAGGAGUCAUCGAAACGUCCGUUAUCAGGCAAAGAGCCAGAAAAACUGACCACCGUGGAUCCCGGAUUGGGCGGGGUAACAUUGAAGAGGAGAAUGUUUUUCUUAAUGGUUUACCACGUGAUACCGGACGAGCCGUACACUAUUUUAAAAGUCACCCAAGAGAGCACGACACAAGAGGUGAUGCUGCAGGCUCUUCAGAAGGCUGGGAUAUCCGCGGACCGCGUCGACGAGUACAUCCUCGUCGAGGAAGUGUCCCGAGGCUGGGAAAAGAGAGACAGAGAGGAACUGCCGACCCAACGCGUGCUGGAUCCAACGGAACAUCCUCUGCAAGCGCAGGCUCUGUGGAAGGGCCAGGGACGUUUCCUGCUGAAAAGAGUGGGCGACGAUCCCAGCAGCAGAGCCUGGCUGGCAUCCAUCAGAAGCACCGCGGGUCACUCGAAGCUCGAUUCCGAUAGGGACACGUCCACCCACAUAUGGGACGAAGCCGACACCUUCCUAGUUUGCAUUUACAACGUCUCGCCCGAUAUACCUUACGCGAUUCUUCGAGUUCCCGUCAGCAGCUCCGCCCAAGACGUCCUAGCGCAGGCUUUGGUGAAAGCUAGAAGAAUGGAGGACCCGAUGAAGUUCGCUCUGGUCGAGGAACUCGAGUGGGGCGGCACCGGGGCCGUCGGAAGCGGCAAUCGUCAGCUGAGAGUCCUGCGCGACGACGAAAACGUCUACAGCACCCAAGCCUUCUGGAAAACCCUUGGGAGAUUCAUUUUACGCGAACGAGAACAGGCGAUACCCAGGCGACACCUGCUGCCAGCCACCUUGGACAGACUCAGUAAGGGUUUUUCUGUUGGGAGAUCGGUUUCCUUGCCAGGUUCCAGCAAGGAAAAGGUGCCUGUUUCAGAAGCGCUAUCUGAUCCGACUUCCAGAGGCCUCAGGCAUCGCCUGCUAAUGUCUGGCCGCAGGAGGGAGGUCCACUCCGAUGGCGAAGACACCCGCGAGUCCGACAUACUGAACGCGGCCCUUCACUUGAAGAAAGUGUCGCUUAGAAAGCUAAGGGUUUGGAGAUCAUAGUGGCAGUCACGGGCGACGUCGAUAUCAUCGAUCUUCGCCGCUCGGAGAAACGAAUCGUAAGUUAACGAGACCAGAUCAUUGCAUUUGAGACGUAGAAAAAUGUAACGAGGCCGACUGUUUGGCUCGAGGGAUCUCGAGGAUCAUUCGCGUCCACUCUAGAGAGCUUCGUUGGCCAUCAUUUGGAACACCGACGCGCAGCCGAUGGAAAUAAAUUUAACAUAAAAUUAACGGAAGCCUAAUUAUAUGCGACACCACUUCGAUACGCACGAUCCGAGUCUUCGCAUCAUCGCUUGGAAACAAACCAUUAUUAGUAAAUAGUACGAUUGGUUGAUACAGAGUUUGAUUGGACGUAAUGUCGUAUAAUAGAUAUUCGAAAUUGGACAGCCUCCGAGGUGAAACGAAACGAACCCAAAUUAUGUUCAACUGAUCUUAUCGAUAGCAUUUGAAGUGAAAAAUUUGAUGAUUAUUUUAUGUGCUGUUAUCUACGUAGCUUCGAAUCGUUCAAUUCCAAUGACUAAAUUAAUAGUUGUGUACAUAUCCGCAGGUAGUCUUGGAUGUUUCGCUGAAAGCGAAUUUUAUAAUAGUAUCUUUCGCCAGUCUCGAUUUUCACGAUCGCCACACUUUUCUAGUCAUUAUUGAUACUGUAAUAACGUACAAAUGGUAAUCUUCAAGAGAACGAGUUCCUCAAUGAGCACACGGAGCCACUGAAUUCGACACUUCCCAAAGGACUUUCUCGAAAUGAUACGCAGAGAUAUUUUUCAUCGCGAAGGUUUAGUUCGAUCGAUCGGUUCGUUUGGUUGGUAGAUUAACACAAACCCUGUUUUCCAUAUUUUUGUAUACACGUGUACAUAUUUUUAAUCUAAACUAUAUAUUUUAAUACAUGUAUAUAUUUGUAUUUAACGGAUACAUUGUAUUCAAAGAAUCUGUGCGCAAUACCACAGGAGGGGCUUCGCUAAAUUCAUCAGCGAUCGAAAGAGUUUCACGGCACAGAUUAAGAAAAAAAGAAAAAGAAAAAGAAAAAACAAAACUAGUCAAUUCAUUUUUAAUUUGAAUACGAAGCCAAACAUCAAACUCCAAUAUCGAUGUAACUUACACCGGGACCUGAUUCUUUUUUAUAAGCAUUUACUUAACCCUCGAGUUAUUAACGCUUGCACUUUGUGUACCUGACUUAUCCGUAGAAGUCCUUCUUUAUUCGCGAACAACGUUCGAGUAGUAUCAUUCUGAACGAUUAUUUUAAAAAACGAAAAAGAUGAAAAUUGAAGAAGAAAAGUUCCCGAAUUUCGAAAACAGAGAUAGAAGGUAUCUUUUCACGCGUUGACUAUCAUUUUUGGCCCGUUUCCGUUUCCGUUGCUUGUAAUUGACGAAAGACUUCACUCGACGACAAUAACAAUUAUCUUUUCUAUAAGGUGUACAACGCUGGUAGCUAAUUUUCAAUCUACUAGCAAAUUUUUCACACCUCGUGAAAUUUUGAUUCUUUUCUUACGUUUCUUUUUUUUUUACAAAGUCUUCUUCGCGUAAUAGGCACAAUAAAGAUUAACACUUUGGCUUUACUUUGCAAAAAAAAUGUUAUAAGUUUUUCAUUAAUUACAUUUUUCAAUGAAAUUUUAAAACUGAAACUAUCCAAGUCCUACGCAUACAACUAUACCUUUGUGAUUAGAGAGAGUUUCUAUUGACGACGAAAUAAAACAAUAAAUUGUAAACGUGUAAAAUUAUUCUGAAUCCAGAAAUAUCAAUUAUGGCAUUCACGAACAAUUUAUAAAGUAUUUUUUUUUAUUUUUAAGCACGUAUGUGAAAAUCCGAAUGAUGCAUCCGUCACCAGAAGCCAAAGUGUUAACAAUAUUAUCUUUAUGCAGAUCUACUUUUCCCGCGGUACAAUUUAUUCUCAGUUUGGUUGGACCGAUGAUUUAUUGCGACGUGUCCGUUUGAUCGAGUUCGCGUUAUCGUUAAACAUUGAUUAUCGAUUGGUGUUAUCGACGCCUCCGUUCUCGCGUAAAAUGAAAGGUAGAAAUAGUAACGACACCAAGUGAAACAAAGCGAGAAGCGACCGAAUGGUCUACCAUUUUUAAAUGACAAAUGAAGACGUCUAGUCAAGCUCUAUCAUCGAUGUAUGCUUAGAGGUACGCUCCCAAGUACGGUGUAUUUAAAUUAUUUUAUAGAUGCGAUGCUUAUAGAUGUGACUCGUCCGCAAAUUAAACGACUGCAUUUUAACUAAGAGGUUCAUCGUAGGACAAAAUUCUUGAAUUCGUGAUGGAGUAAGUUAACGUUUCUUGCUACCGCGAGUCUUUGGUAAAACCAAGUAUAAAGAACAGUAUUAUUUGCAUAUAUAUGUACAUAUAUAUACACAUUCUCGACGAUUGCGUGAAUUACGUUCGGCGCAACUAUUGUACUAUUAGGGUGAACCGAAAGUUUUUUCCGAUUUUUUUCUUUCUUCUAUGUUCAAAUUAGGUGAAAGCAGUUUUAUUUAAUCUUCUAAUCUUUUUAAUUUGAUCAAAUCAGAGAUACACAAUAGUUCAGUCAUACUUAUCUAAUACAUAAUAUGAAAAAAGCAAUUUGAAACUUAUAAAUUGGUGUAUAUAUAACACAAAACGUAUAUUUAUCCAGUUUAAACAUUUGUUAACAUGAAACGCAGAGAGAAGAGAAAAAAAUUGGACAAAACUUUUAGUUUACCCUAAUAUUUAGUCCACACGGACUAUUUAAAGUACGGGAAACGAAGGAGUCGACUUGGUCGUCCUCUCAUUAAAUGUCCUGUCGAAGAGAAUUCCAACUUCUCAUUGUCUCUACUGCGGAUUAGAGUGAAACAACAAUUGGCUGUCUUGAAGCUGAGAAAGAAGGAGUUCUUAUUCCUAGAACUUUCUCACCUAGCCAAGUGAGUGGGUGAAUUUUAUUUAUAAGUGUGCGAUGUCGUAUAACUUGACUAUAGCACCUAAUGUAAAAUUCGUUUAAUUCUUGCUUUACGUUACUAUUAUCUUCAUAACACGCCGGCAUCUCCAUUAAGAAUGCCAAUAGUCAAGACCCAUUGACCCUCUGAGGGCCUAGCCAAGUCGAUUCUUUCGGUUGCAGGACCUUAACAAUUCCCGUGUAACGAUGGCGUCGGUGAUUAGGAACCCACGCGAAACCGUAGCUCCCUGGCUAAUAGCCAUCAGCACAAUCGAUGCCGGUUAAACUUGCCUAUGAAACGGCAAACGACAUACAUACUUGUACGUUUGGAGAUUAAAUUUAUUACAGAUUUGUUAAGAGAAUGCAGUGCGGCCAAUAUUUGUACAUAUUACAUUAUCCUUUCCGUUAUUAUAUCCAAUCAAGCAUACGAUCGGAUGACAAAUCUCAACGCGCGUAGAUUCUUGCUACUCGUGAAGGAAGAACGUCACGUUUGUGGCACCAGUUUGACUAAAAAUUACUCGUGACAUAGAAUCACAAGUAAAGAGCUAUGUAGAAUACUAAGACACGUUUCCCAAUUUUUAAUUCUAGUCAUAAUCGGUUAUUUUAUGUCGCUUUAAGUAUUUACACCUUGUAUAAAUUUAAUAUUUGUUUGAUUUAAUAUUUAAUUGAAUAUUUUUUGACAUAUUAUUUAUUGCAUUCCUUAAGUUUUAGGUCUAAAAAGUUUUUCUAUGGCUUCGUCAUUCAUUUUCAUGUGGAAUAAGUAUAAGAGAAAGAAAAAAGAUAAACAAUAUUUUAUAACGCAAACUGGUACGUCUACAAGCUGAUGAAAUAACGAAUACAAUGUUGCAUGAAGUAUAAAAGUUAAAAUAUAUGAUGUUUAUUACAUAAAGGAAUGGUACACAAUUUUUUUGAAAUUCUUUCGAUACUUUUCGAUAAUAAGCCAGGAAUAUCCAAAUACAAGUUGUGAAGAUCUAAUGGUAGCCUAACGGAUCUAACCAAAAUCUAUUCACAAGGAAUAUGCAUACAGUAAAAUGAAAUUCUAGUCAUUUUACUGUGAAUGUAAAGAGUACCAUGACAGCCAUAGUGUCACCAUUACGAAAUCUAAAUAGCGUAUUCUGCGUUUAGAAACAUACAAAUCACGAAUGAAUCGACACUUUUCAGUCGAAUUAAAUUGCGAUGUACUCCGUGUAAGAGCAUAACUACGUGAAAAUGGAGUCAAAUUGGUAACUCAAGCGUCGCGUGCUCGCUUCGUUAGUAAUAUUUAUUAUAUAUUGUUGAUACUGAAGAGGAGAAAGGUUAGAUCGGUGUUACUUUUACAAUCGUUGCCCAUACCCCUGGACUGUUAAACGAGGAUACUUGUAGAUUGUAAAUACGAGACCAAGGAGCGUCGGGUCGUUCUUUCACUUGUAAACAUCUCAUUUCGAUCGCUCGAAGGACAGCACACCACUCGGUUUCGGUACUUCCAUCGAAACCUUCCGCCUAAUUUUCACGAUACUAUUCUACAUGUACGUAUAGGUGCAAGUAUUAACGUAAAGAGUAACAUGAAAUCUAUUUACCGCGGGCCAGAGACGCCACGAACACGUUGUUUAACGUAUUUCAUAUUCUAGUAUACACUCUACGGUAUUUUAUAGCCUCAACAAACCUUACCUGACAGUUCUGCAUUAAUUUUACGCAGUCCUACGUCGGACGGAGCUCAUUUUAAUUCAGGAAGCGGCGAAAAUUCAUUUGGAGAACGUUUGGAUAUUGCAAGGAGAAAGAAAGACCUUUCUAGAAAGCGUAUUAUAUCACAUAAAAUAGAACCUUGGUUAUUCCAAGUCUUUAUUAAUCUAAUACUCUGAUAUUCAGGCUCUCCGUUGUCCGAUACACUUUUGUAAACGUUUCGAUCUUGGGCGAUCCACACACAAUAAGGAUUUAGCAUUUGAAGAUUUGGAAAUAGUAUACAAUUUAUAACUUCGUCAGCUCUCACUAUUGCAAAUUGACAAAUACUAUAAAAGAAAUAAGUGGUCGCGGGAUGAAAUCUUGCAAUGAGACAUUUUUUCUCUGCCGUUUCUAGAAUUAACCCCUCGCGGCCCGACGUUGAGUGAGGCUCGACAAAAAUGCACUGAAAUCAUAAAAUCUGGACCACGAAGGGUUAAAUGGCGCUGUGCGGCGUAGAAUAGCUUCUUCGAUGAUCUUCGUGGCACCCCUGAGCACCCUGAUAUAUUUUUGGACGCCACUUCCUUCGCGUAUCUUCUCCCCGUGUUUUCAAACUACGUAAUAACGUAUCCUAAAACAGGCCACGAAGUUAAAAUAUAGAACCCGAGAAGAGUAAACCGUUGAACAGUUAAAUUUGUCCAAAUCGGACUAGCUCGAAAGUGAUAUUCGAUAAUUGACAAUUACCAAAUAUGAAAUUAAUAGCAAACACAAAAACAGUGUCUGUCAAUUGACUGAUAUUUUAAAAUGUAAUUAACUUGAAGUUUCGUUUAAGUUUCUAGCGUAAAACUAUACUGAUUUCUUUAUACGUUCGGACAGUAUUGAUCGUGUUUGUCGAAUUCCGAAACAAGUGGCUAGUUAUGCAGCUGUUGAAAUAUUUAUAUACGAAAAUACCUUUACGUUAGUCUCAUAAAAUGAGUAAUUCUCAAACUGUUCUACAAUUACAUCCAUAAUUGAUCUCACAGAACCUAUCUAGAUUUGCAACAAAUUGUUACAAAUUGCUGCAAUAGUACUAUUUCUUUACAGUUUCUUGAACAUAUAUUAUAUAAAUACUUAAAUAACAAACAUGUACACUGUUAACGAGUAUUUAUACGUCACUUAUUUGACUAUUCGCUUUGUUACCUCACGUUAUCGUUACAUUUAUUUCAAUACUUGAAUUUUUUACGAUGAUACGACACGAUAAGUAACGUCUUAUAGUAAGUAACGUAGCGUAUAACAGAAUCAUGGAACAUUAUGUAUAUAGAUCAAACAAUGGCUACUAAUGACGAUAAUUAAUUCUUACGAUUAAUUCCAAUGCUCCUUGUGUCUCGGACAAAACCCCCGCAUCGAGAAUAUCAUCGACUACAACGGACGUCUUUCGAAACUUAGAAAGCAGCUACAAAUACUGCAGUAGUUCUCGAAUCAAGCUGCUAUUUGUUGUUAAACUUUUCAGAAGCAUUGGCGUCGCUACGUAGUUAUGGGAAGAAAACAAAAAUUAAAAAAAGAACGUAAACUCGACGGUGCCAACUAUGAAUUCCGAUGAUCAACGAAUUCGUUUAAAAUUGAAUGAUUUUAAAUAAAACUCGCUUUCCUUUAUAUUCAGAAUUAGCAUAGUUUCUGUUGCAAAGGCAAGAAUUCUUUCGGAUUUCUUUUCGAAAAUUCCCGUUGAAUCGGUGAUCGUAACGGCGCUUAUGCUCGAAAGACUAUUCUUUACGGCUGAUUCCGAAAGAUUUGUUGAAGAUAAUUAUAAGACGAAAAACUACGUACAUUGCACACCAUCAGAAAGAAACAACUACUUGUUAAAACUUUUGGGACCAUUCUCAUUAAGUAUAUGUUCGAACGUGCUCUCUCAAGGGCCACUUCAACGUAAACGAUGCAAUAUUAAGUUUCUUUUCGUCGAUAAAGAUGUAGGAACUUAAGGGUAAUCGGAGAGGACGAAGAGAAAUGAGAACGAGGUUUCGAGAUCGGUAUUCGACGAGAUUUAAAAAGACGCAAUCGAGUUUCGUGAAUUGCUCGUCACCCAUGCGCCGUUUAAUCUUUUCCAGCUUUCGAAACAAACUUCUGUGCAAAAUACAGUGUUCGAGGGGUGCAGUUUGUCGAGGAAGAAUGUGAUCGACGUAUUUUUCAAACUGUUUAUUUUUUCACUUGUCUUUAGAAAAGUAUUCAACACGGUUCUUUUGUAAGACCUAUGUGGUUUAAUAAUUUGAGAACUGUUAAGUAUUCCAAAAAUAUUAGUAUGAGAAUUGUGUAUUACAAUAAUAUGAUUUUUUUUAUUUCUAUUUGUAUUUCUUCUUUUUAUAUAUGGAAUGCAUUCACAGCCGCCUCUGUUAUUAGAUUCAAAGGAAAAUAUAUUCUUCCUUGACAGACUAUAUAAUACUAUCGCUUACGUUUGGCCAUUCACAGACACUUGUAACCGUUAUCACUGUUUCAUUGGUAUCGUACUAUACGUGGGAACAGACUCGCGUAAAUCCUGAAUUUUUCAAAUUAUCCCACUCGAGACCAAGAGGAUCGCUAGUAUCUAAAUCAACGUAAAAGAAACGAGUGAGUUCAGUCAGCCAACUCGAUUAUCCUUUUUGAUCGAAUCGAAUUCGACGAGGAAUAUACAUAUAUAUAUAUAUAUAUAAAGCGCGUUGCGCAUAUACGAAAGAGAUACACAUAUACCUUGUAUUGAUCGGGCAUAUCCCUAUUGUACAUAUCCGUGGUUCUUCGAUAGCUGUUACAUUAAAUAUGUGCGCGUAAUACCUAAACGAUAAAUAAAUAGAUAGAUUAUACGCAUCCGUACGUAUACGUAUGCUCGAAUGUGAAAAUGUAUCUGCACACGGAUACGUAUAUGUACGCAUACGGCGAUGCAUGCGUGCGUCUAUAUAUGUAACGAGCGGUUCGAUAACAAUGGGUCGCUGAAGUACAUUGUCAUUUUGUGAUACAACAAAUCUCAAAGUGGACGGUCUUUGAAGAAUUGCACGAUUAAACGCUUCGCGGUUCUACGUCGAGCGAGGCUCGGCAAGAGUGUACCGAAGUCGGAAAAUCUAGACCAGUUUCCAUUUUUCAAGUACAGUUCUGCCUUUUGGAUUGUCACAGGUUUAAAAUCUAGUUGCGACAACUCGAAGAGCAUGUAUUGUCCGUUGCUCAGGAGUUGGCGAGCCAGCUCAAUUGGCUGUCGCGUGACGAAGGCAUUGAACAAAAUAGAGCGAGAAAGCAUUAGUAACCAUUGGCGUAACGUUAACUCUCUGACUAUGCAGUGUGACUGCUCGAAAAAAAGAGGGGACCCUGGGAAGGUUUAGGCGGAGCGAACGUGAUCCUCUGCCCCCUCGGUCUCCUCUAGUUUGUCGGUACUUCUCCAACUCUUGAGCAACGGCCAGUAGGUACAGUUUGAACCGGAGCGAGAUGUAAUUAACGGCGGAUGGGAUGAUUCCGUGACAAGUUUAAAGACAGGAGUUGCGACAAGCUGAGAGGCAGUACUGUCUCUCGGAUUGUUAUAUAUUUUGAGGCUACUUGUAACAACUUGAGAAGCGUGCGGGUACAAUUUGAAUAAGAUCAAGAUGUAGUUAACAGUGGUGGUGAUAACUCAACUUGAGAAAUUGUGACAACCUAAGAGACGGUACAAUUAUUUUCUGUCCGAAUUAUUGCAUAUCGUGGGUCGAAAACGUUACGAAAUCUCGGGAGUUUUUCUACUAUUAUUAGAGACUUCAAACUUUCGUCAUGAAAUAUUUAAAAAAAAAAAAUGUGAACGUAAGACACAGAAAUUGUUUAACGAAAUGGAAACUGACAUUCAGCGCGGCGAUUGUUGUCGAAUCAAGUCGUACACGUUACUUUCAACGGCUAUGAACUAUGCACGACACUUUUUUACGGGGCGCGGGUUCGAAGCCAAAGACGAAAAGCUCUAAGGAUAAAAUAAAAGUUGAUAAAAGCAGUUUAAGUAGCCGUUUCUGCCAUGUGGCCAGGCUGGCCCGGCCACGGUUGUUAAUCUAUCUAUUAAUAUUGAAAUAAGAUGUCUUUUUCAUAAGUGUGAAUUUUACGAUAUAGAUACAUAUAUUAAAUAUAUAUGUAUUACCUAAAGUACGUAAGUACACAUUCAACACAAACACACACACACACACACACACACAAACACACACACACACACAAACACACAAGGUACAGACGCACACGUGCGUGCGCGCGCGUACGCGUGAAUUUAAUUGAUCGUGGUUCGUUUCCACUGCAUUCUCAUCGACGGUUUUUUGUUGCAUUGUCAAGGAAAUUCGGUCGUUGUAACAGUUGGUAUGGAUCGCGUGAAAAAAUCGUUAAAUGGUUAAUCGAUUAGUAAAGUCUUCGCCGAAUAAUUGUAACUUAACCAGCUGAGAAGUAACGAUUUUAAAAUAGUGCCACAAACGAUCGUGCCUAUUAAAAUUUAAUUGAAAUUCCCAAGUGACUUUCUUUUAAAGCAUAUAUCCACGAAGACUAUACUUAGACGCAUAUGUUGAUUUUGCUCAUCGCAUAAAAAAACGGAAGAUUAAUUUUUUAUUUUAUUUUAUACAUUUAUCUAUAGGUAUUUGCGUUUAAUGUUUUUAUGUAAAUCUAAAUUUAUUUACCUUUGGAUAUUCAAAGAUUUAUGGUUCGAUUAAAAAUAUUAAUUGGUUCCAUCAUUUUAUUUUGAUAAGCGUUAUCUGAAUAAAAUGUUUGUUUAGUUGACUGUAAAUGAAUUUGGAUUUCUUUUAAAGUAAGCAUAUUUGCAAUUCUGUUUAACAGCUAAAUUUCUAUAUUCUUUAUAAGAAUUUUUAAUGAUUUUAGAUAUAAAUUGCUUAAGAAUAAUUAAAUGAUGACUUUAUGUUUGAAACUAGCUUCAACUCAAGUCUUCUCGUUUAUUCGUUUAUACUGAUUUCCUAAUAGUAAUUUGUAACGCGUACACGUUGUAUUCUACUUUUAAAUCUGUUUUUUAGUAUUGCAAAGUACCAUUUCAUCGAAGAGGUAUUUUCUCUGGUAAAUACGUCUUCUGGUUACGUCACCACUGAAAUGUAUCCUUCUUGCGUAAGUGUUAACACUGUAUUUAUCUGGAAAUAAGUAUAAAUUCGAAGCAAUUACAGAACAACAAUCUCACGAAUCGACGUCGACGUUCGAGUCAAAAUGAAUUGCAAUUAAAACUCGAAGGUUCGAUUCUGUGCCACAAAUUUAGCAUGUAAUCGAUAAAUUUGCCAAUUUCUCUUAAAGACGUCUGCGUAAAUUUCAAUUAAAACUUCGUCGAAGCUCAAAUAUUUACACCGAUUCGAAGCCACAUCAAUUAUAUACAGAAAUUGUACCAAAAUACAAAUGUUUGUUUGAAAGAAGAUUCCAUUUUCAUCCUGAGGAUGAAUUCAAUCACAAUUUCAAGCACGCAUAAGAGUUUCUCGACGUUUCAUAUGUUCUCAGAAAGUUAAACAUCACAAUUGGCGAAUUUGUAAUCAGUCAUAUUCUAGUCAGUUUCAAUUUGUUCCUAUUAUUACGUAAUUACGUUGAUACUCUAGUGAUCUUUAGUUCCUGUGACUAGUCUCCUACGGAUCGAUAAUCGCCCUCUUUCGAAUGCAUAAAUCCUUAAUUGUACAUAUUUAGUUCCUUGUCGAUCAAUUAAUACGAGCAAAACUCGGCGAAGAACUCGCAAAAAAAGGUGAUUGAAAAAGAAUUAAGAAUUGUAUUAAUAACGGUAAUGGCAAAAUGUACGUUAAAGGAAAUGUUUUCGUAGGGUAUACGUGGAAGUCGUUAUUUAAAAGGGAAAGUCCAUGAGGGCAAGUCCUAAAACUGUAUUAGUAGUUAUCAUAAUAUUUGCCACGACGUCGAGUCCAGGCGUGUUGCGACAGUUAUCGAAAAGUACCAGGAUAAAGAGGGUAAACGUAUCGAUAAACGAACAAUUAUUUUACUAGUACACGCCAGAACGUCGUAGAAGGGAUUACGUUGCAUUUAAGUGAUACUUGUGUAAAUUUGAAACGACGAAACAAAUGGACGACGUUGCGCGAAUAGCGUGUAACAUUGCAUAGAAUUCUCUUUGGCGUUACUAUAAUAAACUCUUGAGUAGUCUACGUUCUCGUUUCGAGGAACAAACGUACACGUAUUAACUAUUAAAAACCGAAAACGCAUGCGACCGUCUUGAAUUUAAUAUAUAAUUUAUCACUAACGAUACUGUGUUAAUAUAUCAUCGGCAUUGUUGAGAGAAAGAAAAUCUACAUGUAAAUAAACAUAAAAGCAUUUUUAUAAAUAGCCCAGAA
This is a messenger RNA of Hylaeus volcanicus, 19331 nucleotides long. RefSeq names its product 1-phosphatidylinositol 4,5-bisphosphate phosphodiesterase epsilon-1-like. Bases 3319 to 8568 code for a protein of 1749 amino acids. NCBI's taxonomy places the organism in Eukaryota, Metazoa, Arthropoda, Insecta, Hymenoptera, Colletidae. Gene Ontology annotation, molecular function: guanyl-nucleotide exchange factor activity; phosphatidylinositol-4,5-bisphosphate phospholipase C activity. Gene Ontology annotation, biological process: phosphatidylinositol-mediated signaling; lipid metabolic process; small GTPase-mediated signal transduction. The transcript has 21 exons. The record is from RefSeq and is a predicted model, not a curated record.